GCAGUAGACACCCAGCUUGCAGCAGCAGCAGCAGCAUCCCUCCCGUGGGCAGCUCGUGAGUGUGAGUGGGACAUGCAUCCCCACGGACAGCCCUGGCACCAGAGCAGACCCGCCACAGGCAGCUGAGUGCACUCACAGGGAGCCCGCUGCAAACUUCGCUCAGAGCGCUCACUCCAUGCUGGAUUUGGGAUUUGGAUGCCUCGUGUACCCCUAGAGGAUGGUAUUGGGGUCCCCUGUCUGCCUGCAGAGUAUCGCAGCACCGCGGAGGACUUGUAAAGGUUACAUUAAGUUCUGAUUACUGAGCAGGGGUUCAGCACUCAGUGACAGGGCUGGGAGCUUUUGGGGGGCUGUGAACCCCCUUGGAAGUUGGGUGGGAGUGGGCAGAUCUUUCGGCCAUGGAGGCAGAGGGGCUCGGUACUACUGUGGAAAGCAGCAAGGAUUCUGAUCGGCAGCUCCGGCUCCGCUUGUGUGUUCUCAAUGAGAUCCUGAACACGGAGAGGGACUACGUGGGGACCCUGCACUUCCUGCAGUCGGCGUUUCUGCACAGGAUCAGACAGAAUGCUAUCGACAAGACGGAGAAAAUUUCUGAAGAACAUGUUAAGAUUUUAUUCUCCAAUAUUGAAGAUAUUCUUGAGGUCCACAAGGAAUUUCUGGAAGUGCUGGAGGUCACAUUACAGCCAGAACCACAAUCCCACCACGAGCUUGGAAAUGUUUUCCUAAAAUUUAAAGAUCGCUUCUGCGUGUACGAGGAGUAUUGCAGCAAUCACGAAAAGGCCUUGAGGCUUCUCAUGGAGUUAAACAAGAUUCCGGACGUCCGAGCGUUUCUUCUGAGCUGUAUGUUACUUGGAGGGAGGAAGACAACGGACAUUCCUUUAGAAGGCUAUUUGCUCACUCCAAUUCAGAGGAUCUGCAAGUAUCCACUUCUCCUCAAGGAGUUGGCUAAACGGACCCCGGCCAAGCACCCGGACCACCACCCGGCCCUCGGCGCUCUCCAGGCCAUGAAGACGGUCUGCACCAACAUCAAUGAAACCAAACGCCAGAUGGAAAAACUCGAGGCCCUCGAACAAUUACAAUCUCACAUCGAAGGAUGGGAGGGAUCCAAUCUGACCGACAUCUGUACGCAGCUUCUCCUACAAGGAACACUGUUGAAGAUCUCGGCCGGAAAUAUCCAGGAAAGGAUGUUUUUUCUUUUCGACAACCUUCUGGUCUACUGCAAAAGGAAGUCCAGAGUUGCGGGAAAGAAAUCGACGAAAAGAACCAAAUCUAUCAACGGUUCCUUAUACAUAUUCCGCGGGAGGAUUAACACCGAGGUUAUGGAGGUCGAGAAUGUAGAGGAUGGGACAGCCGACUAUCACAGCAACGGCUACACGGUCACCAACGGGUGGAAAAUCCACAACACCGCCAAAAACAAAUGGUUUGUGUGCAUGGCGAAGACGGCAGAGGAGAAACAAAAGUGGAUGGACGCUGUCUUAAAGGAGCGAGAGCAAAGGGAGAGUCUCAAGCUGGGAAUGGAGCGGGACGCCUAUGUGAUGAUUGCCGAGAAAGGGGAAAAGUUGUAUCACAUGGUGAGCAAGAAAGCCAACCUCAUCAAGGACCGGAGGAGAAAGUUCAGCACGAUCCCAAAGUGCUUUCAUGGCAAUGAAUUUGUCUCGUGGUUGAUGGAGAACGGAGAGAUCAGCAAAGCAGAGGAAGGCGUCAACUUGGGCCAAGCGUUGUUAGAAAAUGGCAUCAUUCAUCAUGUUUCAGACAAACACCAGUUUAAGAACGAACAAGUCCUUUACCGAUUCCGGUACGAUGAUGGGACGUACAAGGCCAGAAGUGAACUCGAAGACAUCAUGUCCAAGGGUGUGAGACUCUACUGUCGGCUGCACAGCCUUUUAACACCAGUGGUCAAAGAUCGGGAUUACCAUUUAAAGACGUAUAAAUCCGUUAUUCCCGGCAGUAAACUUGUGGAUUGGCUCAUAUCCCAGGGUGAUUGUCAGACGCGAGAGGAAGCCGUGGCCCUCGGCGUUGGCCUCUGCAACAAUGGCUUCAUGCAUCACGUCCUGGAGAAGAGCGAGUUUAAAGACGAGUCCCAGUUCUUCCGAUUUCACGCCGAUGAAGAGAUGGAGGGGACCAGCUCCAAGAACAAACAGCUGCGGAACGACUUCAGGAUCAUCGAAAACAUCUUAGCCAAGAGCCUCCUGAUUCUACCUCAAGAAGAAGAUUACGGCUUCGAUCUUGAAGAGAAGAACAAAGCGAUUGUCGUGAAAUCCGUACGGAAGGGAUCCUACGCAGAGAUGGCAGGACUGCAGGCGGGGAGGAAGAUCUACUCCAUCAACGAGGACUUGGUGUUCCUCCGACCGUUCUCCGAGGUGGAGACCAUGUUAAACCAGUCGUUCUGCUCCAGGCGACCCAUUCGGAUACUCGUUGCAACCAAGUCAAAAGAAAUUAUAAAAAUCCCAGAUUCUUCCCAAGCUCUGUGUUUCCAGAUCAGAGGCGCGUUUCCGCCGUACGUCCACGCAGUAGGAAGAGGAUCUCAGGCGGCGGCGGCAGGUCUGCACCCGGGACAAUGCGUUCUGAAGGUGAACGGGAACAAUGUGAUCCAUGACAGCUACAUCGAGGUUCUAGAGCACUUUGCAACCUAUCGCAGCAACCCUCAAAAUCCGCUGGGACUGUUCCAGUGGAUCUACAGAACACACGAAGACGCCGAAGAGGACCGGGCCCAGAAAGUGAAGUCUGACGAAUGCUUAAAUGGAGACCUUUGUGAGGACCCCAGAGCCAGCUUCUCCGUGGAAAGGAGGGACGGCACCCACGAAAACCAAACAGGUUUGAUCCAGAAAGCCUCUUCGCCGCUCAUCGAGGACGCGCCGCUCGUCAGCCUGAGCGUGGAAAACGUUCACAUGGAGCACGGAGUGGUUUACGAAUACGCCAGCACCGCGGGCAUCAAAUGCUACGUCCUCGAGAAAAUCGUGGAACCCAGAGGGUCGUUCGGAAUCACCGCAAAGAUUCUCCAGGCGUUUGUUGCCGACGACAAUCAGUUCGUGAAGAACUGCAUGAGGCUGAUCUCCAUGAGCAAGUCCGUGAUGACCAUGCCCCAGUUCGAAUUCAGAAGCAUCUGUGAUACCAAACUGGAAAACAUCUGCGAGAGGAUCAAGAGCUACCAAGAGUUUGCCGACGAACUGAAGAUGAAGGUCAGUCCCUCUUUCAAGCAAGCCACGACAGAAGCGCACCUUCUUCAGAGCAUGGAUUUCUGCCCCACGAACUGCCACAUUAACCUCAUGGAGGUGUCUUAUCCCAAAAGCACAACCUCAGUGGGAAGGUCCUUCAGCAUUCGAUUCGGGAGGAAAAAUUCAUUUUUUGGUCUUGAUCCGGAUCAAGUUGGCAAUUUAAACCCGAUGUCCUAUUCUCAACACUGCAUCGCCAGCAUGGCGGCCCCAGCUUGGAAGUGCCUGGACACAGAAGAAGGAGACGCUCUGAACAACAGCUUCUCGGGCUGCAGCUUCUCCCAGAUGAACGGCGGAGUGAGCCACAAAGAUCGGGGUCUCAGCCAUCUUCUCAACCACGAAGACAUGGAGAUACAGGACGCGUACCUGCAGCUUUUCAACAAGUUGGAUGUGGCCGUGAAAGAAAUGAAACAAUACGUCACCCAGAUUAAUAAGUUACUGUCCACCAUAACCGAGCCUUUAGCCGGGCAGUCUACGUGCGAAGCGAUGCCGCCUGGAGGGACACCGCCGUCAUCUUUGAUGACCGAGGAAGGGGACCUGGACAAAGCUGAACACGGAGGAAUAAAGAAGGUCUGCUUCAAAGUAUCGGAAGAGGAUCAGGAAGAUUCCGGCCACGACACCGUGAGUUACAGAGACUCGUACAGUGAAUGCAACAGCAAUCGGGAUUCUGUUCUGUCCUACACGAGCGUGCGAAGUAACAGCUCCUACCUGGGCAGCGACGAGAUGGGAUCCGGGGACGAGCUUCCUUGUGAUAUGAGGAUCCCAUCGGAUAAGCAGGACAAGCUCCACGGCUGCCUGGAACAUCUAUUUAACCAGGUGGAUGCCAUUAUAGCGCUCCUCAAAGGAAACGUCAUGUCCAAAGCCUUCGAGGAAACAAAGCACUUCCCGAUGGAUCACAGCCUGCAAGAAUUCCAAAAGAAAGAGGAGUGGACCAUAAAGUGCAGAAGCAUGAUCCAGAUCAGCAUUCGAGAAGAUCCUUGGAACCUCCCAAACUCCAUCAAGACUCUCGUGGAAAGCAUCCAGAAAUAUGUUGAAGAUGGGAAGAAUCAGCUUCUUCUGGCGCUGCUGAAAUGCACAGAUACUGAGCUGCAAAUAAGGCGAGAUGUCAUUUUCUGCCAGACCCUCGUCGCCGCCAUAUGCACUUUCACCGAGCAGCUGAUGGCCGCCCUCAACUACAGAUACAACAAUAAUGGAGAAUACGAGGAAAGCAGCCGAGACGCCAGCAGAAAGUGGCUGGAACAGAUAUCGGUCACCGGCGUCUUACUGAACUACCAGUCGCUUCUGUCUCCCAACGUGAAGGAAGAACGGGUGAUGCUGGAAGACAUCAAAGUGACGCUCUCAGAUCUGGACAAAGUCGUGUUUUAUUUCAAAGAGAUGGACGAGACCCUGGUGGCGAACACCUCAGUUUUCCAUCACGUGGAAGGAAGCCGACAGUCGCUGAAAGUAAUCUUUUACCUCGAUAGUUACCAUUUCUCCAAACUUCCAACCAGAUUUGAACACGGUGGAAGUCUAAAACUUCAGUCAGUGUUAUUUACAAAAGCUCUGGAGAACUUGGAAGGCCUUUCAGAGCCUGGUACCAACGUCCCGUUGGAGGAAUUACAGCAGCAAAUAAACCGAAUGUCUAUGGAAAAAGUACAGAACUACUAUCGCAAGCUCAGGGCAUUUUACCUUGAAAAGUCAACUGAUUCCAAUACCACUGCUAUUAAAAUAGAUCAGCUGAUUCGACCGAUAAAUGCAUUAGACGAACUGUGCCGGUUAAUGAAAUCCUACACUAGCCCCAAACCGCCUCAGUCGGGAUACGCUAGCGCCAAUAUCUACGGAGCAGGACUUCUACCCAUCUCCUCGGAGCUCUGCUAUCGCCUGGGAGCCUGCCAGAUCGUGAUGUGCGGCACCGGGAUGCAAAGGAGUACAUUAAGUGUGUCCCUGGAGCAGGCAGCCAUACUGGCUCGGAGCCACGGACUCCUUCCCAAGUGUAUCAUGCAGGCCACCGACAUUAUGAGAAAACAGGGUCCUCGUGUGGAAAUAUCUGCAAAAAACCUAAAAGUGAUGGAUCAAAUGCCACAGUCUGCCCCGAGACUCUACAGACUAUGUCAGCCCCCCGCAGAUGGUGAUCUAUGAACACAAACCAGUAGAUGUAUGACUCCGGUGGAGAUGAAGGACCUCCUUUUGGGUCGAAGGGACAGGAACGUUAGUGCCGUUGAAGAAGCACAAAAACUGUUUUUUCUAAACUCAAAAUCAGAGAACUAAAUAUUGUGAUCGUUGGACAGCAUUCUGCCACGAUGGCCGACGUUGUGAAAAUUCCAAGGGAUAAUUGGCCCAUCGGCUGCUUGGCCAAGUUGAG
Messenger RNA from Spea bombifrons (plains spadefoot toad), 5547 nucleotides. It is a transcript of the gene PREX1, whose product is annotated as phosphatidylinositol-3,4,5-trisphosphate dependent Rac exchange factor 1. The coding region runs from base 396 to 5324 and encodes 1642 amino acids. Gene Ontology annotation, biological process: intracellular signal transduction. The transcript is spliced from 40 exons. Gene Ontology annotation, molecular function: guanyl-nucleotide exchange factor activity; protein binding. Lineage: Eukaryota; Metazoa; Chordata; Amphibia; Anura; Pelobatidae. The record is from RefSeq and is a predicted model, not a curated record.